AUUCCAGUGUUUACGAUUUGCACAUUUGAGAGCUAACACACUGACAGACUGACUCAAAUGUCUCUAAAUUCCUGCAUUUAUUAUUUUACCUAUACAUUGAUGUAAAUGAAUGCAAUAUCAGGAAGGAAUGUUUCCAUGGCAACACGACCCUUCCGGAUGAGUUUAACUGUUACACAGACAUGAUGGAGGUGAGCUCAGAGGAACAUGUGGAGAAUGAAGAUCCAGGAGCUGCGCCGUAUGGAAACUUCAUCAAUUAUUACUCCUUCAACCCACCGCAGAACCGCGUCAGUUUGAUCCCAGCAUCACUGCUUGAGCACAUCAGCAGUCAAACUGUGUUGAUACUGGAUGUGGGGUGCAACUCAGGGGACCUGUCUGUUGCUCUGUAUAAACAUCUAUCACAUGAGCAGACUUCUGGAAGUGACGAUAAAAGAGAAGUUCAUCUGCUUGGAUUUGACCUGGACCCAGAUCUCAUCCUUCGGGCGCAGAACUCCAACCCCUUUCCCCAGAAUAUCCAGUUUAUCCCUCUGGAUAUCACAGAUGAUGGAGAGAGCCAGACGGUGCUGGAGUCUUACCUAGAGAGAUUUGGAAGUGCUCGUUUCCACCUGUGCACCUGUUUUGCGGUGACUAUGUGGGUGCAUUUGAAUCACGGAGACUCUGCGUUGCUGUCUCUCCUCUCCAGACUCGCAUCUCUCGGCGAGUAUCUUCUGCUGGAAGUGCAGCCAUGGAAGUGUUACCGCUCUGCUGCACGGCGGUUACGCAAACUUGGGCGCAGCGACUUUGAACACUUCAAGACUCUUGAGAUUCGUGGCGACAUGGCAGCUCAUGCUAAAGAGUACUUGGAAAAGCAGUGCGGCAUGGAGCUAGUGCAGAGCUUUGGUAAUACAACAUGGGACAGAAGUCUUCUGCUGUUCAGGACACGAUAAUAGAGGACAAAUAUACGUUUAUAAUUAGAGUGAAGAUCACGAUCUAUAAGACUGACCCUAAACCCUAACUGUAAGUUUAGCACUCCGAGCCGGCCAUAAACAAUAAAAUUAUGGGUUGUUGUUGUUGUUAUUGUUUUAAAAAUGUAUUUUGUUUUACCAGUUACAAGCAGAGAAGCUUUCUUGUUUUUAAUGAACUUGAAAUAAGGCAGUGACUGUUUUCUCAGUGUUCGGUAAUAUACUACUGCCCCAUAAACAUCAUGUAAAAAAUAAACUGCAGCCAAAAUGCAGAAGGCA
Messenger RNA from Myxocyprinus asiaticus (Chinese sucker), 1217 nucleotides. RefSeq names its product pre-miRNA 5'-monophosphate methyltransferase-like. Gene Ontology annotation, cellular component: cytoplasm. The record is from RefSeq and is a predicted model, not a curated record. Lineage: Eukaryota; Metazoa; Chordata; Actinopteri; Cypriniformes; Catostomidae. Gene Ontology annotation, molecular function: O-methyltransferase activity; RNA methyltransferase activity. The transcript has 2 exons. Gene Ontology annotation, biological process: miRNA metabolic process; negative regulation of pre-miRNA processing. The coding region runs from base 180 to 923 and encodes 247 amino acids.